Cornus florida is the source of this 2967-nucleotide messenger RNA. RefSeq lists its product as uncharacterized. The transcript is spliced from 4 exons. Bases 88 to 1887 code for a protein of 599 amino acids. The record is from RefSeq and is a predicted model, not a curated record. NCBI's taxonomy places the organism in Eukaryota, Viridiplantae, Streptophyta, Magnoliopsida, Cornales, Cornaceae.
AUUGGGCUUCAGCUUACUAGUAGUCUGUUCAGAGUUGGCUUCCCAGAGUAAUUACUACUCAAUUCUCUUCGAAUCAAAGAAACAGAGAUGGAGAAGGAGAUUGACCAUUUCAGCCAUACGCAUUACUUGAUCCUCGACCAAGACAAGCGUAAAGAAGGGGAUCAAAUGACUUGCAAUGGGUGCACAAACAAAAUCUCGGCUGAUUUCUAUGGUUGCACACCAUGCAAACAUUACGUUUGCAAAUCAUGUGUUGGAUUGGCGCCAAAGAUACGGCACCCCUUUCACAGGGAACAUCCCCUCACUCUUUUCCCUCAAUCACCUUAUAAACGAGCAACUGAUUCAGCUUCAUGCGAUGUCUGCGGGAUGGAAUGUGACGGCUUCGUUUUCCAUUGUUCUAAAUGUAAAUUUAACCUGCACGUUAAUUGCGCUACGCUGAUGCCCACCACCAACAACUACAAGGCAAGUGAGCAACAAACAAGGCAUGUAUACAAGGGAAGUGAGCAUCCCCUGAUUCCUUGUUAUAGAAAGAACAAGCAGCUUGAUUUUUUGUGCUCUGUGUGCGACCAACACAUCAAGGGCACUAUCUAUGUUUGUUUAGAUUGCCGAGCUAUCAUGGAUGAAUCAUGUAUACAACUCCCACAGCAGAUCACACAUCACUUGCACCCUGAUCAUCAUACUCUCACUUUCACAAGUUCUUGUGUUAUAUGUGAAGCCUGUGGAGCUUUUAAGGAUCGCUUCUGCUACAGCUGUUCUGAGUGUCCCUUUCGUCUGGACGUAAGGUGCGCUUCUCUAAUGCCAAAAGCCAUAAUAGAAAACUAUGAUGAUCAAAGUUUAGAAAACCACCAGGUUGUUCAGGCAUCGUUCACCCACCCGGAUGAUUGGAUUCCAUGUGAUAAUACCAAAGGGAUUUUUAGUUUUUCAUGUUCAGCCUGUGGGCUCUGCAUCGAGGGUACAGUCUAUGUUUGUCUUUAUUUCAAUUUUUUACUGCACAAAUCGUGCGCUGAAUUGCCACGGCAAAUCAAACACCCCUUUCAUCCACCACAUCCUCUCGUGCUCCAUUACAAAAAUUUCUCUGUCAAUUCGUCAAAUUCCUCCGCCGUCAGUUACCGAUGCAAGGCAUGUAAAUGUUCUGGUUUGGGCUUCAAGUACCGGUGUGGCGAGUGUGACUUUGAGAUGGAUGUCACAUGUGCUUCAUUAACCUACUCCACUCUCAAAUUUGAAAUUCACAAGCACCCUCUUGCUAUCUUCAACGACCCUACAUUUACAAAAAGAAAAACGGAUAGCUCAGUUAAUUGCAACAUUUGUGAAAAUUUUACGAGUUUUCCAUUCUUUCGUUGUGUGCCAUGCGAUUUCAGUAUUAAGUUGUGUUGUUUUUCAAUAUUACCGUAUACAUUUAAACACAGCAAUCAUCGACAUUCUCUCACCCUCACAUAUUCUUUCAUUAAAGACCAUUUAGACAAUGACUUUGACUCUGAAUAUUACUGUGACGUUUGUGAGGAAAUGAGAGAGUUACCAGAGCCAACUUAUUAUUGUGAAGAUUGUCACUGUGUUGCUCAUACUGGUUGCGUGUUCCAUGAGAUUCUUCCUUUACUAGGGAGGGAGUGGCCCUUGGUACUCAAAGAAGAGAUUGUAAUGCUUCAAGCAAAAGUGGAUGCAGUCAUCAUGAAAAUAAAGUCAUUAACAAUAAAAUUGACUGAGCUUGAGAAGGAGAUAGAUAGACAGCCACCGAGAAUUGUGACUGAUAUUUUUGGUUCGAUACUGGGUGGUGCAAGGGCAAAAAAAGCAAAGACCGAACUAGAGAGACAACAUAAAAUGAUUCAAGCAGAGGUAGUUUCACUACGAAAGAAAUUAGGGACACUUAAAAGAGAGACAUCCGCACUACAUUGACGGCUAUCAAAUUGGUAGGCUUGUGUAUUGAAGAGGAAAGAAUGAACAUGGUGGCCUAUAGGGGAUAAAACACAGCCCAGGGCAAACAAAAGUUACAUCAGGAGUUGUAAUGGCCAAUGACAAGACUUAUACAUUCAUCAAUAAAUACAUAUUCUAUAUGCGUUAAAAUAAUAAUAAAAGAAAAUAAAAUAAAACAUUGUUCUUCUUCUUUCAAGUGGAAUUCGUAUUGAUUUGCUAGAAUCAUAAUAUUUGGAAGGUUGCCUUCGAAUGAUGAUCAAAUUGUAUAUAUUCUCUUAGAAGUGACUUGUUUCUUCUUCUUGAAUUUUAGAGUUAGUGGAUUCUACCGAACAAUAGACAGAAUUUUCGUAGUAAAGGCUCUGAUUAGCGCUCUUGCAUUAAUCUAUAAUAAUUAUAACUGCCAUAACUUAUAAUUAACCUCUAAAUUUUUUUAUUCCAAACCAGUACUCCCCUCGAUUUAUUGGUGGGAUAAUGGAACUGUUAAAAAGGAAGGAAAUUCUGUAAUAUAAUUGGCAAUUGUUGACUUAUCAAAAAAAAAAAAAAAAAAAUGGUAAUUGGCAAUUUUUGUUUAAGCUUCAAACAGGUGUUUUGCUUGGAACUUUAUAUUCGUACAGAUUUUUUAUUUGAAUAAUGUGAGAAAAAUGUAAGAUUUUAUCUAAUUGUCUCCGAAUUAAAAGAGAAAUAAAUUGUCACUUUGACAGUAAAUGCAUUUUAUUUCAUUGCGAGGGAGAGGUAAUCCAUAUUUUCCUGCUCCCAGACAUGAAUUUAUGACAACAAAAUAUCUAGAGUUCCUUCUAUUAGUGAAAGAGCUCUUAGAAUAUGUUCAAGUCUUAAAUGUUGAAGGGAACAUUAGAAAAAGUCAUAAGAGAACCAUGCUUAUACAAUGAAGAAAGGGGGAAAACACUUAAUUAUAAAAUAAAAAUUUUAAAAAGAAGAAGAGAAAAAUACUAAAAUUUUGUCUGUCCUAUUUUUAGAAUUAAUUUUAUGUUACUUAAUUAAGAGAUUUCUAUGCAAUUAAGGGAUAUAGUAUUGAAGUAAUUGCUUUAUACAUCCAUUUAUGUA